AGCAAAGAAAGAGAGAAUGACUUGCUUCAUCUCAAAAGGGUGUAUUCUAGUCAUUCUUCUUCUAGCAAUUUGCUUCGUUAGUGAAGCUCAACAAUGUCGUCCGAGUGGAAGAAUCAGAGGAAGGAAACCCCCUCCUGGACAAUGUAACACAGAGGAUGACUCUGACUGCUGUAAAGCUGGAAAAAUGUACCCAACAUACACUUGCUCACCACCAACAUCCGGUAACACUCGGGCAUAUCUCACUCUUAACAGCUUUGAGGCAGGUGGUGACGGAGGAGGCCCAUCCGAAUGUGACGGCAAGUAUCACAAUGACAACACUCCGGUUGUUGCAUUAUCCACCGGAUGGUACAAUGGUGGAUCAAGGUGCCUUAACAACAUCAGAAUUAACGGUAAUGGGCGUAGCGUGGUGGCCAUGGUGGUGGAUGAGUGUGACUCUACUGAAGGAUGUGAUGCAGACCAUGAUUACCAGCCUCCUUGUCCAAACAACAUUGUUGAUGCCUCAAAGGCCGUCUGGAAAGCCUUAGGCGUAUCUGAGGACAACUGGGGUGGCUUGGAUAUCACCUGGUCUGAUGCUUAGUUACAGUACAGUUUGUCCGGAUUGUUGCUUGUUUUGUUUCUUCUCUACAGUUUCAUGUUUGCUUGUAUGGUCGUCUACUUGUGUCUAUGUAUGUGUAAUUUUAUGAUAAGCAUGUUACAAAAAGUUAAUACAGAAGACUUCUGUUUAUGUGAACAUACUAACUUAUCUAAAUAAUCUGAGGAUUUGUAAGCAUGCAAUGCUCGAUAAUCC
Molecule: messenger RNA, 787 nt
Organism: Argentina anserina (silverweed cinquefoil)
Lineage: Eukaryota; Viridiplantae; Streptophyta; Magnoliopsida; Rosales; Rosaceae
Product: putative ripening-related protein 1
Exons: 1
Coding region: 17-577 (186 amino acids)
Source: RefSeq, a predicted model, not a curated record